AUGCCAGCUCUGGAGCGUUCCUGUAACGGCGCGUUGGCGCUGCACUACGCCGCGGCCCGGGGAUGUCCGGACUGUGUGAUACUGCUAGUGUACGGUCGAGUGUUACGUUGGAUGAAGGACGUCAACAUGCCAGCUCUGGAGCGUUCCUGUAACGGCGCGUUGGCGCUGCACUACGCCGCGGCCCGGGGAUGUCUGGACUGUGUGAUACUGCUAGUGUACGGUCGAGUGUUACGUUGGAUGAAGGACGUCAACAUGCCAGCUCUGGUGCGUUCCUGUAACGGCGCGUUGGCGCUGCACUACGCCGCGGCCCGGGGAUGUCCGGACUGUGUGAUACUGCUAGUGUACGGUCGAGUGUUACGUUGGAUGAAGGACGUCAACAUGCCAGCUCUGGAGCGUUCCUGUAACGGCGCGUACGGUCGAGUGUUACGUUGGAUGAAGGACGUCAACAUGCCAGCUCUGGAGCGUUCCUGUAACGGCGCGUUGGCGCUGCACUACGCCGCGGCCCGGGGAUGUCUGGACUGUGUGAUACUGCUAGUGUACGGUCGAGUGUUACGUUGGAUGAAGGACGUCAACAUGCCAGCUCUGGAGCGUUCCUGUAACGGCGCGUUGGCACUGCACUACGCCGCGGCCCGGGGAUGUCUGGACUGUGUGAGACUGCUAGUGUACGGUCGAGUGUUACGUUGGAUGAAGGACGUCAACAUGCCAGCUCUGGAGCGUUCCUGUAACGGCGCGUUGGCGCUGCACUACGCCGCGGCCCAGGGAUGUCUGGACUGUGUGAGACUGCUAGUGUACGGUCGAGUGUUACGUUGGAUGAAGGACGUCAACAUGCCAGCUCUGGAGCGUUCCUGUAACGGCGCGUUGGCGCUGCACUACGCCGCGGCCCGGGGAUGUCUGGACUGUGUGAGACUGCUAGUGUACGGUCGAGUGUUACGUUGGAUGAAGGACGUCAACAUGCCAGCUCUGGAGCGUUCCUGUAACGGCGCGUUGGCACUGCACUACGCCGCGGCCCGGGGAUGUCUGGACUGUGUGAGACUGCUAGUGUACGGUCGAGUGUUACGUUGGAUGAAGGACGUCAACAUGCCAGCUCUGGAGCGUUCCUGUAACGGCGCGUUGGCACUGCACUACGCCGCGGCCCGGGGAUGUCUGGACUGUGUGAGACUGCUAGUGUACGGUCGAGUGUUACGUUGGAUGAAGGACGUCAACAUGCCAGCUCUGGAGCGUUCCUGUAACGGCGCGUUGGCGCUGCACUACGCCUUGGCCCGGGGAUGUCUGGACUGUGUGAGACUGCUAGUGUACGGUCGAGUGUUACGUUGGAUGAAGGACGUCAACAUGCCAGCUCUGGAGCGUUCCUGUAACGGCGCGUUGGCGCUGCACUACGCCGCGGCCCGGGGAUGUCUGGACUGUGUGAGACUGCUAGUGUACGGUCGAGUGUUACGUUGGAUGAAGGACGUCAACAUGCCAGCUCUGGAGCGUUCCUGUAACGGCGCGUUGGCGCUGCACUACGCCGCGGCCCGGGGAUGUCUGGACUGUGUGAGACUGCUAGUGUACGGUCGAGUGUUACGUUGGAUGAAGGACGUCAACAUGCCAGCUCUGGAGCGUUCCUGUAACGGCGCGUUGGCGCUGCACUACGCCGCGGCCCGGGGAUGUCUGGACUGUGUGAGACUGCUAGUGUACGGUCGAGUGUUACGUUGGAUGAAGGACGUCAACAUGCCAGCUCUGGAGCGUUCCUGUAACGGCGCGUUGGCGCUGCACUACGCCGCGGCCCGGGGAUGUCUGGACUGUGUGAGACUGCUAGUGGACGCAUCCUCCGAUCUUAGCGCAAACACCCAGAUGGACAACGACGUGACACCAGUGUACCUGGCAGCACAGGAAGGUCACCUGGAGGUCCUCAAGUUCCUGGUACUGGAGGCUGGAGGAUCGCUGUACGUCAGGGCCAAGGAUGGCAUGGCGCCUGUACACGCCGCGUCGCAGAUGGGCUGCCUCAACUGUCUCAAGUGGAUGGUUCAAGACCAGGGGGUGGACCCUAACCUGAGGGACGGCGACGGCGCGACACCCCUUCACUUCGCCGCCUCUAGAGGUCACGUGGAGGUGGUCCGAUGGCUGCUGAGGCACGGUGCCAAGCUGGUAACCGACAAGUAUGGAAAGAGCCCAAUCAACGACGCUGCCGAGAAUCAUCAGAUGGAGUGCCUGAACCUGUUGGUACAGCGAGGUACCACUCCGGACUACCAUGAUGACCUUUACCAGGGCAAACUGCACGGCUGUACCUGCAGGGCUGGGGACUCUGUGUGUUCAUACGCAGACUGUAUCAACUACACCAAUGGCAAGGAGCCAUUCUACCUGCACCCCCCGGGCCCUGUCAAGGACUCUCCUCCAGCCAAGGAUGGACUCUACAUCAACCCUAUGACCCUGACCUCCCACAACCAUAACCACAACAGUGGCUUCUACCUGCACAACCCCCAGGAAGUACCCUACCAUAGGGUCAAGGACCUCUUCAACCCUGACAAGCACCAAUCAGGGUUCACCACGUACAGCAAGCCUCCACCACCACCUCCACCCCCACCACUGACUGUCAAGGUGGAGGUCCACAGCAGCUCCAGUGGAGCAGGCUCAGAUGAGAUGAGCUCCUCCGACUUGAGUGAGAGGGGCUCCGGUCACGACUACGAGGACAUCUACCUGGUGAGGGCGGAGGCCGGAGGUGGAAUCAAGGCUCCACGGAGCCAGCGGAGCAACAGUAGGGACUCUGGGAGUCACAGUCGCAGCAACAGUCUAAGCUCCACUCAUAGCGUUGUUGUCACCGGGGACGUGCAACCUGAGUUACCUCCCGCCAAUGCUAAUCGUUCACCUCAGAAACAACACUCUGAAAUAACAAGCUGUGAGGAUCAGACCCAGAAAGGAAAGUCGAAAUUGAACCACAGCCACUCAAUGCCGUACCACCAAGUCAACAACAGAGCACUGAAGCGAGUGGUGUCAGAGCCAGGAUCAGCACUUCCCCCGCCUCCGCCACCUCCUCCCCCUGAAGACCUAUCCCUUUCCCCCUCCCCUAACCAGGAGCCCCCUCAGUCCCCGCGGUCAGACAGUCAAUUAUCCGCAGACAGUGGCAGUGGAGAAGAGACCUCCACUCUACGAGCCUCUUCACCCAAACCUGGCUCACUGGACGGUCCUUCACUUACAGACUCCACGAUACCGGUGGCAGUGACGGAGAGCGCGCCAGUUGUGUCAGUGGUGCCAUCCUCAGAGAGUGCGACUUCCCCGCCGCCGCACGGCCCGAACCUCGUCAACAAGCAGAUGGUUCUGCCGUUCAUCCCGCCCAAGUUCCCCAGCAGCGGUGACGGCGACGAACACUCACUCAUCAAACCCUCGGAGUACCUGCGCGCCCUCGGGUCCCGCGGCCUCGCACCCUCGCCCACCUCGGUGCCUCACACCCCAGUGUCGGCCACGGCGACGGCGACGACUACAGUCAAAGUGGAUAACUCAUUGCCUGCUGUACACACGUCGCAGACAGAAGACAAGACGGGUGCUGUGGUAGGAGUGAGUGUGACGGCUGCACCGCCGCCACCGCCACUGCCCCCGGUUGCCCCAGUCCCCGCACCCAACUCCACAAGGAAGGCGGACCAGCCCCUGGGGACAAUCAGCAUCCAAGACAUCAACAGUGUUCAGCUGCGACGCACAAACAAGACGCUUUCCAAGACUAUGUCUGCACCUCUUACAUCACUCACAGGAACAGUUGAAAGCCCGUUCCAAGUCCAAAAACAAGAUUUAAUAGAAGAACUGAAGAAAUCAAAGGACAUAACAGGCAUUAAAAAGAUGAAAGUUGAAAAAGUGAAACAGGAAGAACAACAUGAAAAAGAAUUAGUUACAGAAAUUCAUAAACAACUAUCUGUGGACAGUUUUGUAGAAAAGAUACCCGAGAAGGAUGCUACAGGUAACCCAAUCCCUCCAUGGAAGCGGCAAAUGUUGGCCAAGAAAGCGGCAGAGAAGGCGCGGAAAGAGAUGGAAGAGGAACUGGCAAGGCAAGCGGAAGAAAAGAGGCUGCAGUCCAUCCCUGCGUGGAAGAGACAGCUGCUUCAAGCCAAGAAACCUGACGAGAAGUCAAACGGAACAAUUUAUCCAACAUCGACCAUAGAGGAAAAGAAAACACAAAUUAUUGAACCAAAGACAGUCCAAAUAAUUGAGAACACAUCAGUAAAAGAGAACAAGGAGAACAACAAUCCUGUUGCAGUGCAUAAGGAGGCUGUUUCAAUAACGGAUGAGGAACCUAUCCAAAUCAUGCCGUGGAGAGCUCAGCUGAGGAAAACCAACAGCACAUUAAACCUGCUGGAGUAGGGACAAAUACCUGAUGAAAAAUGCUCAAUGCUUCCUAAAUACACCAAACACUCGUGCCCUCGCGUUAUAUUUAUGUAAUCAAACUCGUUAGUCAUACGUUAGGAUAGGUAUCAGUAGAUAGCGCUAUUGUACAUACUUCCUUUGCCUUUGUAGGGUCAUCAUCAGGCUUAUAAAGAUGAUGUUUGUAUUGCUCACUCAAACAUUUUGUGACUUUCUUGAAAUAGUUUGUAUAUUUGUAAAUAUGGUUUCUAAAUGGGCUUCUAGCGUUUAGGAUGCAUUUUCUGUUGAGAAAAUGAUUUUCUAAGGUACGAGUCAACAAACUCAUAAACUUAAUGUUUAGGUAUAUAAACCAAUUGUUAGAAGAUAGAAUUGUAAAAAUUGAGAGUAGCAAUUUAAAUUAAAUAUUUGAAUUUCAAAACGCAGAUCAAUAAAAAUGCUUGGUUAGAUUUUAAAUAAUUCAAGCAUUUACAUGGAUUUUCAAUGAAAUAUAAAUCUUUUAUGCAAUCUUAAUUGGCAAAUUUGUUUAUACUUUGCAAAAUAAUGUUGAUAUGGAAAAGAUACGAGUUGAAAGAGAAUUCCCAGAUUAUGCCUAAGAAUCUGCAGUCGAUAUUAAAUGUAAUUUCUUCAAGAAACAAAUCUAAAUAAAAUUUGAUGUACUCAUUUAACAUUUUACUGACGUUAUCAAGCCAAUCCAGUUAUUGAACAUUUAAUUUAGCACUCCUGAAAUGCUAAAAUAAAACAGCGCCCAAGAAUCACUUUACUUGUUGUAUAUUGGUGGUAUACAGAAAUAAAGUGACUUCCGUACCCAGAAUUCUAAUAAAUAUUUUAUUUGCUAGUAGAGUGUAAAUACAAAUAUAAUGUGUGCUGUGAAAAGUUUUGAGUACUGUAGAAUUCAUUGAAUGUAAUUUCAGUAGACUUCCCCUACCUCUAGUCUGAAAACCUAGAAAUAUGACCCUUGUUAGAAAUAUCAGAAUUUAAUAAAAAAUUCUAAAUAUGUUUUAGACUACAAACUAUUAUUAAACUGAAAAUAAAGAGAAAUAUCAUGUUAGUAUUGUUGAACAGUAUUAGACAAAUACGUUGUGACAAACUAAACAUAACAGCAAAGGAAGUCUACUGGAUUGAGAAUAUUAUAGUACAUUUUUAACAUAAAAUAUAACAAUUCACGAUCAAAUCCAUCUUCCUUUCUGUCACUCAGGAUUUGAAUAGUAACCAAAAGGCUUUUCUUUCUAUUAAUUAACCCAUUUAUUUAUUUUGUUAACAUUAUCAAUUUAUCACAUAUGUAUGGUAGGCCUAUAUUCCUCAGAAUUUGAUAGUUUUUCACUUUAAUUACAUAUUUGCUUGAUAAGUGAACUUUUGAAAGUUUAACACAUCCAUACACAUCUGACCCCUGUUAAGAGUAUGGGAACACUACUUUGUAGGUUUUAAGAUGUUAAAUUUUGCCAUUUUACGAAAUAAUUGCCAACAUUUUUAGGAUAUAACAUAAUUUUUAUUUACAAUACAAUACGUGAUCAAAGCAAAUAGUUUACAAUGGAAGUAAAUGCUUUUUAAGAAUCUUGAUAACUUAAAGUAGAUCAAAUUGGUAUUUGUCAGUUAAACAUGUUAAUUAGCAUUUUUAGAUUAUACGUUGAAGGAUUUGUUCUACUUGAAGCUAAUCCAAUCUGAUGUAACUACUUUUAGGUGAACCACAUAAUUAAGAGGGG
Messenger RNA from Macrosteles quadrilineatus (aster leafhopper), 6023 nucleotides. RefSeq names its product espin (gene f). Gene Ontology annotation, biological process: actin filament bundle assembly. Bases 1 to 4323 code for a protein of 1440 amino acids. NCBI's taxonomy places the organism in Eukaryota, Metazoa, Arthropoda, Insecta, Hemiptera, Cicadellidae. Gene Ontology annotation, molecular function: actin filament binding. The record is from RefSeq and is a predicted model, not a curated record. The transcript has 27 exons. Gene Ontology annotation, cellular component: cytoplasm.